CGAAUUUGAAGGACAUUGUGUGUGCCGUGUCGAGGAUUGACGGGUGUUGCACUCCGCGCCCGCCCGCCCGCCAGGGCCGUCUCGCGCACCAGUGAGACGACGGCUUUCUCCGAAGACCCCCGCGCCAGCCCAGCGGCAACCACGCCCGUCGCUCUUGCUCCCACGACACAGUGAAUAAACACAGCGCGGUCCAUACCCCAUGCACGUCUGGAUCCUGCUGCGCCACAGUCCUCACCAUGGAGGGCCCGGCUGACGACGCCGCCAAGGAUGCCUUCACCGCGGCCAAGCCCUCCAGAUUUCACUUCAAAUCGUCUUCAUCGCGUCGCAAACGGCGCCACGACGCUGAAGACCAAGACGCAAGCCACAGGUCUUCGAAGCACCGCCACUCAGACGACGAGUCUUCCAGCAGACGCGCCCACCGCUCCGCCCGGCGCAAACACAGACACGAUCACUCAGACCGACACCCAACCUCCACCGCCGACGGCUCGUACUACGACCCGGACUCGCGCCACCGCGAAUCGCUGUUCGACCAAGCCGACUCCAACGACGCCGACGUGUUCCGCGAAUCGCUCUUCGAUGCGCUCGCCGACGACGAAGGCGCCGCGUACUGGGAGGGCGUCUACGGCCAGCCCAUCCACGUGUACCCCACCGAGAAGCGCGGGCCGGAUGGCAAGCUAGAGCGCAUGACCGAGGACGAGUAUGCCGACUUUGUGCGCACCAAGAUGUGGGAGAAGACCCAUCAGCACAUCGUCGAGGAGAGGGAUGCGCGUGAGCGCGCCCGCCGGAAGAGGAAGGAGGAACAGAGACACUGGGAUGAGGAGGGCGAGAGGGACGAGAUGGAGCGAGAGGGGAUCAGACGGCAGAUGGAGGAGAGUCUGCGACGGGGUGAGGAGAGGAAGAGGGCCAAGGAGGCGGCUAAGAGUUGGGAGGUGUAUGCUGCGAAGUGGGAGAAGCUGGGCCAGGACGAUGGCGCGACUGAGGGGGCAGAUGUUAAGGAGAUGAUUCCGUGGCCGGUGUUGUCUGGCCAGGCGAAGCACGUUGGUAAGCAGGAGAUUGAGCGCUUUCUCCGCGCGAGUCCGGCCUGGAAGGACGACGCGAGUGCGCUGCUCAAGGCUGAGAGGGUCAGGUGGCAUCCGGAUAAGAUGCAGCGGCGCUUUGGAACGAGGAUUGACGAAGACACGAUUCGAGACGUCACGGCUGUGUUCCAGGUCAUUGACCAGAUGUGGAAUGCACGUCGGUGAGCGUACGUGUAAUCGAGGACGAUACCGAAAUGACACCCGUUUCCUGGUGCACGCCAUGUUGUCGUUCUGAACGUUGAAAUUAUUACCAG
This is a messenger RNA of Didymella exigua CBS 183.55, 1330 nucleotides long. RefSeq lists its product as uncharacterized. Gene Ontology annotation, biological process: canonical NF-kappaB signal transduction. The transcript has a single exon. The record is from RefSeq and is a predicted model, not a curated record. The coding region runs from base 237 to 1241 and encodes 334 amino acids. Lineage: Eukaryota; Fungi; Ascomycota; Dothideomycetes; Pleosporales; Didymellaceae.